Molecule: messenger RNA, 8589 nt
Organism: Myripristis murdjan (pinecone soldierfish)
Lineage: Eukaryota; Metazoa; Chordata; Actinopteri; Holocentriformes; Holocentridae
Product: kinesin-like protein KIF1C
Exons: 29
Coding region: 584-4408 (1274 amino acids)
Biological process (GO): microtubule-based movement
Molecular function (GO): microtubule motor activity; ATP binding; microtubule binding
Source: RefSeq, a predicted model, not a curated record
ACACACCCGCCGCGCGGCCAGGCCACCGGCCAGCCUCUCUCUCCCCUCUCUCUCUUUUCUUUUCCCUUUUUUUUUUCUCCUCCACUCUUUUCCUCGCCGCUCCUCCGCGCGGCUCCGGCCCGCUUUCCCUCCCGGCUCGAACCCGGCAGGAGGAGCCGCCCGGACCGACUCUCCGCCCGGAUCCUCCGACUUUCGGAGCCGCCGUGAUUCGCCACCCAAAGGCCCGAGCGGACAAACUUUCCGUUUUUUUUUUUUUUCCUCCCGGUUCAUUCCGCGGACUGGUGACGUCACCGCCGCCAAAGUCCGGAGCGAGCCUCCGCCGCCGCCGUUACACCGGAGCACCGCGACGUUAGCCCGCACCGGAACCGGAACCGCGGCUCCGCCGAGUGGACGGCCUGACCGCCUGUCUGUCUCUCUGUCUGUCUCUCUGUCUGUUUGUUUGUUUGUUUCGUUUAGUUUGUUCAGUUUGUUUGUUUAGUUUGUUCUGUGAGAAGAGAUGGGGCUUCUCUGACCGGACAGCGCGAGGCGUCACGAGAGUCACGUUUCCUGCAGUCAGGUAGAGGCCGGUGGGCGGAGCCUAGCGAUGGCGGGCGCGUCGGUCAAAGUGGCGGUGAGAGUGAGACCGUUCAACUCCAGAGAGACGGGACGCAACGCCAAGUGUGUGAUCCACAUGCAGGGCAGCACCACCAGUAUCUCCAACCCCAAACAGCCCAAAGAUGGAGCCAAGAACUUCACCUUUGACUAUUCCUACUGGUCACACACCACGGCGGACGACCCCAGCUUCGCCUCCCAGCAGCAGGUGUAUAAGGACAUCGGCGAGGAGAUGCUGCUGCACGCCUUUGAAGGAUACAACGUGUGUAUUUUCGCGUACGGUCAGACGGGGGCGGGGAAGAGCUACACCAUGAUGGGCAAACAGGAGCCGGGACAGGAGGGCAUCAUCCCACAGCUGUGUGAGGACUUGUUUCAGAGAACAGGAGGAAACACAGAUCCAGACCUGACCUACUCUGUGGAGGUGUCCUACAUGGAGAUCUACUGUGAGCGUGUGCGGGACCUGCUGAACCCCAAGUCGCAGGCGGCGCUGCGUGUGAGGGAGCACCCCAUCCUGGGCCCGUACGUGGAGGACCUGUCCAAACUGGCCGUGACCGGAUUCAGCGACAUCCAGGACCUGAUGGACGCCGGCAACAAGGCCCGGACGGUUGCAGCCACCAACAUGAACGAGACGUCGUCGAGGUCGCACGCCGUCUUCACCAUCGUCUUCACGCAGAAACGCCGCGACCAGAUGACCGGCCUGGACACCGAGAAGGUCAGUAAGAUCAGCCUGGUGGACCUGGCGGGAAGCGAGCGAGCCGACUCCUCGGGGGCCAAGGGCACCCGGCUGAAGGAGGGAGCAAACAUCAACAAGUCUCUGACCACGCUGGGGAAGGUGAUAUCAGCUCUGGCAGAGAUGCAGAGCAGCAAGAAGAGGAAAAGUGACUUCAUCCCGUACAGAGACUCUGUGCUCACCUGGCUGCUCAAGGAGAACCUCGGUGGAAACUCGCGCACGGCCAUGAUCGCUGCUCUCAGUCCUGCUGACAUCAACUAUGAAGAAACACUGAGCACUCUGAGGUACGCGGACCGGGCCAAGCAGAUCCGCUGUAACGCCAUCAUCAACGAGGAUCCCAACGCCAAACUGAUCCGAGAGCUGAAGGCUGAAGUGAACCGCCUCAGAGACCUGCUGUUCUCCCAGGGCCUGCAGGAGCUGCUGUCUGCCAACGAGAUGAACAGCAACAGCGCCGCUUGUGUCGGGGGCGGGGCCUCUGCCCUGGCGUCGCUGUCAGUCACAGCCAAUGGCGUCCCACUCCAGCAUAGCCCCGCCCCUCCAGGUUCUGAGCCGACCCGUGAAGGCGACGCGGCCGUCGACCCCGAUCACAUGAUCGAGGAUGGAGAGGAAGGGGAGGAGUCUGUCGCCACGGAGACCAUCAGUAAAGAGGAGGCCGCCGAGAGACUGCUGGAGACGGAGAAGAUCAUCGCUGAGCUGAACGAGACCUGGGAGGAGAAACUGAGAAAGACAGAAUCUAUUCGUCUGGAGAGAGAGGCCCUGCUGGCAGAGAUGGGUGUGUCCAUUAAAGAGGACGGAGGGACGCUGGGAGUUUUCUCCCCUAAAGGAACGCCUCACCUGGUCAACCUGAACGAAGACCCUCUGAUGUCCGAGUGCCUCCUCUACUACAUCAAGGAGGGAGUGACCAGGGUGGGGCAGCAGGACGUGGACAUCAAGCUGUCCGGUCAGUUCAUAAAGGAGAUCCACUGUGUGUUUGUCAGUGAGACCAACGAGCAAGGAGAGGUGGUGGUGACUCUGGAGCCGUUGGUCGGGGCAGAGACGUACGUUAACGGGAAACAGAUCACAGAGUCUGUCGUCCUCAAGCAAGGCAACCGCAUCGUGAUGGGGAAGAGCCACGUGUUCCGCUUCACGCACCCCGAGCAGGCGCGGCUGGAGCGCGAGCGCAACGCCACGGCGGAGCAGCAGGGGGAGCCGGAGGACUGGAACUACGCCCAGAGGGAGCUGCUGGAGAAACAGGGCAUCGACAUCAAGCUGGAGAUGGAGAAGAGGCUGCAGGACAUGGAGUCUCAGUACCGCAAAGAGAAGGAGGAGGCCGACCUGCUGCUGGAGCAACACAGACUGUAUGCAGACAGUGACAGCGGUGACGACUCAGACAAGCGUUCCUGUGAGGAGAGCUGGAGGCUGAUCUCAUCGCUCAGAGAGAAGCUGCCUGCCAACAAGGUGCAGUCCAUAGUGAAGCGCUGCGGGCUGCCCAGCAGUGGGAAGCGGCGCGAGCCUCUCAGAGUUUAUCAGAUUCCUCAGAGGAGGAGAAUCAGCAAAGACCCAAAACGAGUGACCAUGGACGACCUGCGCAUGCAGGCGGUCAAGGAGAUCUGCUACGAGGUGGCGCUGGGCGACUUCCGGCACUCGCGGCAGGAGAUCGAGGCGCUGUCCAUCGUCAAGAUGAAGGAGCUGUGCCGCAUGUACGCCAAGAAGGACCCGGGCGAGCGCGAGAGCUGGAGGGCCGUGGCCCAGGACGUGUGCGACACCGUGGGCAUCGGCGAGGAGAGGAGCCCCCCCGGCGAGGAGGGAGGGGGGGGCGGAGGGGGCGGGGCGGGGGAAGGGGGCGAGGGAGGAGAGAAGAGGGGCGUGUACGACCUGAAGGCUCACAUCGACAAGCUGACUGACAUCCUGCAGGAAGUGAAGCUGCAGAACAACAUGAAGGACGAGGAGAUCAAAGCCCUGAGAGACAGGAUGGUCAAGAUGGAGAGCAUCAUCCCUGUGCAGGACGACGACAUGAACGGUGAGGGCCUCCCGCAGGAAGGGGGCGGGGCCGGCGAGGGCUCGGACCACCUGGAGGAGCGGGUGACCCGCCUGAUGGAGGAGGACCCGGCCUUCAGGAGAGGGCGCCUCCGCUGGCUGAAGCAGGAACAGCAGCGAAUCCUCAACCUGCAGCAGCAGAACAUCACCAAGAAGCUGAGAGGACAAACCCAAGGUCAGAACUCGCCGAUGGUUCCCGUCCACCUGCCCGGCACCGGCCGCUUCAUCCCUCCGCAGGACUGCAAGCUCAAGUUCCCCUUCAAGAGUAACCCCGCCCACCGGCUGUCCUGGGGCCCCGCCAGCGCCGCCCUGCUGGGCCUGGGCCUGGGCGAGGGGGGCGGGGCCGAGGGGGCGGAGCCAAAGGAGGAAGGGGAAGGAGGAGGAGGAGGAGGAGCGGAGAGUAAAAGCUCUCCGUCCCCCCCUCCUGCCCCUCCCGCUCAGGGCCAGUCUCCGCCCCUGCUGCCCCUCCCGUUCCAGGCCCCGCCCCCCCGCAUGCGCACGCCCAGCCCGCACCGCGCCUGGCAACAGCGUAACCCGGGCAACCAGGGCAACUACCACCAGCAGGGCGGCAACCAGCAGCACCAGCAGCGGCGCUACCGGCGCAACUCUCUGGACAGCUCCACCCACGGCAACGGUCACCAGGGCAACGGGCAACACUACGGCAACCAGGGAGGCGGUCACCAGGGGCGACCGAGAUACAGGAGGGGGGCGUCGCCGGGGCCGGGCGUGGAGCGAGGAGGAGGGGGAGGGGGGGAGGGAGGGAGAGGAGGAGGACGAGGGGGAGGAGGGAGAGACGGAGGCUUCCACUACAACCACCACCAGUACCACCACCACCCCUACUACAACCCCCACAAUGCACCAUUCCAGCCGGGACCGCCCCACCCCAACUACCACAGCCUGCCGCGCUCCGGGGCCCCGCCCCCGGGCGGCAUGCUGCUGGGGGCGGGGCCACAGCAGGGGGGGUGGGGCUUCACCACCCCGCCCAGGAUGAGACGCCAGUUCAGCGCACCGGACCUCAAAAACAACAACAACAACAACAACAACAACAACAACAAGGAGACCCCCGUCUGACCUUUGACCUCUGAGCCCUGAACUCUGACCCGGGCCUCUGUCACACGGAGGGUUCUGAUUGGCUGGAAACGGCGUCAAAGACGUUGGGUUGUUACAGAUGCUGUAGUUAGGCUGUGUGUGUGUGUGUGUGUGUGUGUGUGUGUGUGUGUGUGUUUCAGCACUUUUGCUUAACGCACAACCAAUAAUGAGUGGGCUUGUUGUUGUUUUUUUGUUUGUUUGUUUGUUUGUUUUUUGUCAGUCACACACAAAUAACUUCACACAUGCUGUAUCCUCAGUCCUGCUGUGUGUGUGUGUGUGUGUGUGUGUGUGUGUGUGUGUGUGUUGGCUUGCUCAUAACUCUCUCAUGUUAGCGCUGGUUAGCCGGUGUCGCCAUGCUGUUGAAAGUUUUAGCUAACAUGGAUUCUGUUUUACUGUAGGACUGUUUUUGUUUUUGUUUUUGUUUUUGUUUUUGUUUUUGUUUGAUUUUGUCGGCUUGCCCACUUUAUUGAUCACUGAUAAUCUGGUUUGAUCAUGUUGAACUUGGUGCCUUAAAUCAGAGGCUAUCAGCCACUAGCCUGCUAGCUCGCUGGCUCGCUGCAGCGUUAGCUUCGGAGCUAGCCGCUGUUAGCUUGAAGCAGCCGUUUGUGGUUUGACUUGAAAGUGAAGCAGACAGGAUGUUUACGGAGCCGGAGGGGGCGGGGCUUAAUCACAGCCGGCUGCAGUUUCACUGUGUUAGCCGCAGUUAGCCCGGCCGGCUAACUAGCCUGUUUUAACGGAAAAGAAAGAACCUGUUAGCUUGGGCUAGCCCGUUAGCCUGAGCAGGGAGCAUAGGGCUAGUUAGCGAUGACGCCGGACACGCUAGCCUGAGUUAGCUUGUUUUUCGGGCUGUCGCUAACCGCUCCGCACGUCCUGUCCGAGCCGCACUGAGCAUGUGCAGCUUCGACGAAGAUCAGAGGGAAGCGAGACUCUUCACUCGUUAGCUGCUUCCAACGCUCUAAACGCCGCGUCGAAGCUCGUUUGUGUUUCCUGUUUGCAUUUUACCAAAGAGGCUGCAGGAGGAGGGAAGACGCUAACGCUAAUGCUAACGCUAACGAUAGCUCCGCCCACUGCAGGCGUGAAGCCGUAAUCAAACAGGAAACGGCUCGGCUCGAUCUGGCCGUGCAGAGCCGGCCGGCCAAUCGGGCGCGGCGCUCUGAGCGCGUGCGUGACCCCGCAGGUCCUCACGGAUCCUCCGCCGGAAGCAGGUGACGAGUGAGACCUCCCGCUUCCUCCCACGUCUCUGUCGAGCCGCCGCACGCGCUCAGUGCGGGCCGGGCCGGCCGACCGCUACAAGCCAAAGAGCGCUGCCUGUGGCGCCCCCUGGUGUCCGGGAGGCCCCAGGGCACACAGACACUCAUGUAAAUAGACAGAAAGACAGACAGACAGACAGAGAGAGAGAGUGAGACAGGUGGCAGAGAGAGAGACGGCUGUCUGACCAGCAUGUGGACUUGAAUAAUGAAUCUAAUGUUGUGUUUUCUGCUCUGUGUGUAUAUUUGAAGUGUAUUUUCUUCUGAGCGUUUUGUUGCGACAGGAAGACGACUCCUGUCCUGAGAGGCUAUGACCCCGCCCCCGUCGCGUGACCCCGCCCCCGUCAUGUGACCCGGGGGGGAGGUGGGCGGGGUUUACCGAUAAGAACAUAUGCUGGGAUUUUGUUUCUUUUUGUUUUCUUGUAAUCAUGGGAAAUGUAGGACGUGACGCGGAGACGACGAGGAGCCCCGCCUUAAAGACACGCAGGGAUGAGGAAGUGUGAGGAAUCAUGGGAGAUGUAGGCACAUGUGAGCAAGCGAGAGCGGUGAGGACGAGAGAGGAUGAGGAGAGAGAGGAUGAGGCGUUCAAAGUCGUGAUUUGACACGACAGUUUCCUCGGAAAUACCGAGAUCAAGGAAGAGAAAGGAAGGAAGGAAGGAAGGAAGGGAGUGUGAGAUUCAGCGUUCCUCCUGUAAGGAUCGGACACGACGGCGCCUCCUGUCUGCACGAGGAGGCAUCAGACGCUGCCUCCGCCUGCAGGGGGCGGCGGCGAGCAGCACAGCAGAGUCACACAGGUUCAGCUUUUUGGGCUUUUCUGCAGCAAACGGGCGGCUCGGUUGGCGCCGUCUGCAAAUUGAAAUUGGUCGUUUUCCUCGUUUCAUACGCUUCCUACCAAAGAUGCCGUUCAAUCAAUCAGUCAGUCAAUCAAUAAGCACACAACCGAAGCAGUAAAUCAGCUCGUCAAUACAAACGUAGGAAGGCUGAAGGAGGAACAUUUGGGAAGUUUGGACCCUUUAAGAAGGAAAACCAGCUGAUCAGUCCAGUGACCGAUCAAUAUCUGGGAUCAAAGGGACUGAUCAGUUUACAGGAUUCACUCUGCUCCAUGUGGCAGCUGCUCGACGCCGCCCCCCGGUGGACACAACACUGAAGUGCGCCGUGUUUUUUUUUUUUUUUUCCGGCUGGUGAACGCGACUCGGGUUUUAAAUGUGCGCAGGCCGCGGCGCUGCCUUCCAGACACCUUGGAAAGUCGGAAAUUCUGGCGUCCUACUGGUAGAAACCAGCGCUGGGAGUCAGAACUGCGUCGCGUCGCCUUCGUGAUCCUCAAAAUACACUUAAAAAAAAAAAAAAAAAAAAAAAAACGCUCGCUAACAGUAACUGUUAGUGUGCUGGGUCACGUUUUUCCAGCUGGGAAUCUCUGAUUUCCGACGUCAGACAGAACGCACCGCCAGUUUUUACUUCCUGGUAGCCAAACAUGUUUACUUCCUGGGUUUGCAGGUGUUGCUUAGCAACAUGAGACCAGUAGGAAAUCAGUCAGGAAGUGUUGGGAGCUAAUGCCAGGCCUCUGUCAGACAGAGGGCUGUGGACGGCCCCAGACCCUGCGCCGGACGGAGCAGGGCAUUGUGGGAAAUGACGAGUGGAGUCUCUUUGCACUCCGUGAAGCUAACCAAUGGGAGCGCUCCCUCCAGUCGGGGAGGGAGGCGCCGCGAUGACAAAAGACACAGGAAGUGGUUCUGAUUGGCCGGUAGAGACGCUUGGCGGCGCCGGCGGGACGUUCCCGCGCCGCCCUCUCUCUGGACUCGACCAAUCACAGGACAAUCUGAGAAUUUACUGCCGCUGCCGGGCUUUACAAAUAAAAAAGGAGAAGAAGAAGAAGAAGAAGAUGUUUCUGGUUUUUAAUUUUUCUGAUUUCGUUUUUAUUUUUAUUUAAUAUUUUCUUUCAUUUCCAGCUUGUGCCUUUGAUUGGCUGUUUUUUUUUUUAAAGAGUGUAUCCAUCUGCUUCCUGUUUGAGUAUUCUAACCCCGCCUACCUGUUCUAUGUUUGCUUUGUGAUGUCAUCACAUCAUCGUCAUUAUGAUUAUUAUUAUAACAGUAUAUCAUAGUAAUAUUCUGCCGUUUGGCCCCUCCUGUAUGUGAUGCUGCUAAAGGGAGCUUUGUUUUGCCCUCAUGCUAACUGCUUGUGUGUGUGUGCAUGUGUGUGUGUGUGUGUGUGUGCGCGCGUGCGUGUGUGUGUGUGUGUGUGUGUGUGUGUGUGUGUGUGUGGUUACAGGUGUUUCUGGGUUAAUUAAGACGCUCAUGUUUAUGUAUAGCCUCUUUUCACUUUGAUGUUUUUUCCUGGGUUUUUAAUCGCCCGUUUAGUCGGUUGUUGUUUUGGAGGUUUGAAGAGGUGGGGGUCUCCGUCGCCAUGGCAACCAGAUUCCGCAGGAUUCCAGGGCUAGUGGUCGGCCUCGGCCCCGCCCCCCCCCGACCUCAUGCUCCAAUCAGAACCUCAGAAUCCAGGCUGAGGAUUCCGAACGUUUUUUUGUUUUUGUUUUGUUUUUCCUGAAACAACUCAACAGGACACUAUGGGUUGCCGUAGUAACCACAGGAACAUUGAACACAAGCGGUUACCACAGUAACAUGAAGUUAACACUGACAAUGAUAACUGUGUUGUCGUGGAGCCGGCGCCCUCGGCUGGUCACACGAUGACCUCGCAUCUUGGCCACGCCCUCUUUUUUCUGUUUCAUUUGUGUUUGUUUGUUUUGAUUUUCUUUUCUUUUCUUUUUGUUUUGAUGUCUGUGUCCAUGGCUGCAUCGGGCUGUUCUGUCUGUUGUUGUUGUUGUUGUUGUUGUUGUUGUUGUUGUUGUUGUUGUAUCAGGACCCGAUCUCAGGCUCUACCUGGAGACAACAUGAUGGCAAUAAACCUGUCAACAAGAACACA